CAUUUGACAUUAGUCAAAAAAAUAAAAACUUCUCUUUUCUGAUCUGAGUCUGAAAAUCUGAAAUAAAAAUAAACAGUUAGAAAUCCAAAAUAAUUUAGGUACAUUGAUUGUUCUCCUAAACUUGGAAAAUGGUAUUGGACAAAUCGUUUUAAUUGUCAGUUGGUCGGAUUAUUUUUAUUUUAGAUUAAUCAACACUGCAGUGUACAAUAUCGACAAACAUGUUGAAAUACCUUUACAUUCUUAUUUUUAAUGGGGCCCUUGUGCGCAGUUUAUUUAUUAGCGAUAUGACUGUAAGUACUUUUGGCAAUAAAAACGAAGGUAUUAUUGCUGCGUUUGGCGAUUUUAACUCUGAUGAAUUAACCGAUGCGUUUAUUAUAAAUGGAUCCAAUGUGGAGGUAUUGCUAGCUCACGACAAAGAACCAUUCUUUCGACCUUCAUCAUACAGUUGCAACUUUAGCAAUCUCAUAAUUAGUAGUGUCGUACCAGGUGAUUAUGAUGGAGAUGCCUACAUGGAUAUACUGGUAACUACUCAAAUUCAGAAUUCUUCUAACAUCCAUGAAGUAAGAAUAUUAUGGGGUGGUAUGCCUACUUUAAAUUGUUCAGAUGCAUUAUUGAUAAAAGCAAUUUCUGUUGGUCAGCCCCUUGUGUUAGACUACAACAGGGACAUGAUACUAGAUCUCUUUGGUAUAAAUGUGCAAAAUAAUAGAGUAUUUUGGGUUUUUGACAAAUCAAGAUCAACACCCACAGAAAUAAUGAUGAGUACAAAAAAAAAAUUGAAGGAAAUAAAAAUGCCUCACUCCCAUUCUUUCUUGGAUGUAAAUGAUGACAAUGCUGCAGACUUGCUGGUGACCACACACAUAGAUGUUGAGAUCUGGCUCAAUGAUGAAACAAUUGGAUUUAGAUAUAACAACAGCAUUGAAUUACUUGUGGGCCACCCAACUAUAUAUGGUCAGGCGUUAUUUACAGAUGUUGCAUUGUCUGGACAAUUUUUUCUUGUAGUGCCAGUGUGUUAUGACCUUGAAUGUGUUAAUAGUACAAUCUUGAUUUAUGACAAUGAACAGUGGCAUGACCUACAAGUAGAUUUUAACGAUGGAAAAGGUACUUUGUGGAGAUUCAUACCACCAAGAGCAGAGAUGUACUUGGAUACAAUAACAAUGCGUAGCGGGGACUAUAACAUGGAUGGUUACCCAGACAUUCUAAUGACUCUAACUCCUGUUGGUGGUAAAGAUACUAAAGCAUUUUUAUUACACAAUGUGCCUUGCAACUUACCUGGAUGCAAAUUUUACAGAACAUUUGAAGUACAGUGGGAGAAACUAGAUACAUUUGGCAAGAAUGUAGUAAUGGCCACAUUUUAUGACCUGUAUAUGGAUGGAGUUCUUGAUGUUAUAUAUGUACAAAAGAACAUAACCAACACAACACAGAAAUACAUGAUGAGAGCCUUUAGAAAUGAAUUGGAAUAUGACACCAAUUUCAUUAAAGUUAUUGUUGUAACAGGAUUAAGUAAUGAGAGGGUACCUACUAUUAAUGGAACUUUGUACAAUAGUAAAGUAACAUUUGGAACAAAUUUGCCAGGUCCUAAAAUUGGUUACAACACCUGGUCACAAGAAGGACAGUACAGGACUGGAGUGUGUGCACAAUUGCCACAAUCAGCUUACUUUGCUUUACAGCUACCCUAUUCUAUAUUCGGACUUGAUAGAACACCAAAUUUUGUAGACACUUUGACAGUAGGGCUGUCUGGUUACUCUAAAAGUUGGACACAAAUUAUACCAAACUCACAGAUAGUGUUGAUUCCCGCUCCACCAAAUGACCCUUCGGAGUGGAGGGCACAACUAUUUGUCACACCUAGCAAAGUUAUUCUUAAAAGUGUGUUUGUUCUAACAGCUAUAAUUGUUAUAAUAACUGGCUGUGUAUUAUAUUUGCAUUGGAAAGAAAGACAUGACAGACAAGAUAUCAUUGAAAUAGAUGAUAAAACUUAUGUUAAGAUUUAAGAUCUAGAAUAGUAUGUUCAUAGGUUACCACUUCAUUAUAUCUUGAUAGAAUAUAUUAUUUGUCAUUAUCCUGAUCUGUGAUUUAAUAUAUCAAUAUUGUUGGAAUUAUAGCUAUGGUGUACUUCAAUUUUAACCGACUUCCAAAAAGGAGGAGGUUCUACAUUCGGCUGUAUGUAUGUUUUUCAGUGUAGACUCACUAUAUAUCCUGUGCAAGUUUGAAGGUUAAGAUAUAAUUAUUAUCAUUAUUUAAGAGAUGUUUAUAAUGUUAGGCAUGUAAAUGGCCCAGACUGAAGUUACUAUUUACUGUAUAUAAUUAAAUGUUGUCAAAUAUUCGUUAUUUUAUAACAAAGUUAAUCAAAGAAUUAAAUUAUAUAUAAUCCAGCGCAUGUUCAUAACCAUCUGUCUGUGGAACAGAUUUUGAAUUUCUUUUCACUAACAUAGUCUAUUUCUUGAAGAAAAUUUAAAAUUAUAAAUGACUGAUUGUGCUGUGUGCAUUUUAUCAUAAUUAUAAUUAAUGCAUUGCAAUAAAGUUCUUUAGCGAUUAUAUUGCUAAAACUUUGCUAAAGCUUAUAUAAUUUAUUAGAUCUACCGAAAUAAACUGCUAUAGAAUCAUAUUAUAGUCUGGUAAGUUCGUAGAGAACACUCCCAUGAUAUGCGGGUGACAGCGGGAAAGACUGCGCGGGUGUGAAAUCGUGCGUGCGGGGAAGUGACGUGCAUCAAUCGUGGGUUUUUCAUUCAUCGCUACACGAUCCCCCCCCGGCCCGCGCGUAACAUCGGGAGUGUUACGAAUGAAGUUUCCAAGAUAUAGAAAGAUUGGUGAUAAUGUAUUGUGUCAACAUCAAACAUGCCACUUUCUAAUAAAUGUAAAAUUCACAGAUUUUCAGAAUAUAAUAGGUAAUAAUUAUUGUAAAAUAAGUCUUAAUUAUUAUGAACUGUGAUUUUAAAUUAAACUAUAUUAUGCUUUUGUAAAUUAUAUUGUUAGUUAUAAUUAAAGAUUGAUAAAUACACAAAAAGAAAUAAGUGCUUUUAAUA
Molecule: messenger RNA, 3020 nt
Organism: Bicyclus anynana (squinting bush brown)
Lineage: Eukaryota; Metazoa; Arthropoda; Insecta; Lepidoptera; Nymphalidae
Product: T-cell immunomodulatory protein
Exons: 2
Coding region: 219-1988 (589 amino acids)
Cellular component (GO): plasma membrane
Source: RefSeq, a predicted model, not a curated record